AUGCGGCCGCCGCAGUCUUCACCCGCGCCGGCGUCGCUGGCGGAGGCUGCCGAGGAAGCGGUCAUCGUGGCCGCCCUGACGCACGUCAUUGCCCACGGCCGUGGCGCGACGCUGGCGCCGCACGCGCCGUCGCUCGCCGUGCCACCGUAUCCCUUGACGGCGACGGCGACGGGAUGCCACCGUGGGCACGCCGGGCAGGCGGCGUGGCGCGUGGAGCCGUCGGUGCACAUUGGCCUGAUGGCGUCGGCGGCGCAGGAGCUAGCUCCAAUGGCGUCGGCGUGCCCGCAGGAAGCACAGCGGGGCGCAGCGGCUGCUGCGGCCUCGGCGCUGCGGCGUAGCUACCGCGGGGUGAGGCGGCGGCCGUGGGGCAAGUGGGCAGCGGAGAUCCGGGUCCCAAAGAAGGCGGCGCGAAUCUGGCUCGGCACGUUCGCGACCCCCGAGGACGCGGCGCGCGCCUACGACGCCGCAGCGCUCCGCCUCCGCGGCAGCGGCGCCAAGCUCAAUUUCCCGGAGGACGCGUCGUCGCUCCGGCACCCGCCGGCCCCUGUGGGCUCUCGGCAGCCCGGCUACGGCUGGGAUCGCACCUUGGAGCGCUCGCCGUGGCCGGAGAUGGUGACACGGAGGGACAAUGGCCGGUUCUUGGGCCCUUGGAGCAUUGGAACGUCGUCGCUGUCGCCCAUGCCUACGUGUUCGACUGCUCCCGUCGUCGCUGCUCUGCUUUCUCAGAGCCAUGGAACAGGGAGCAGCAGAAUAUUCGAAUAG
This is a messenger RNA of Panicum virgatum (switchgrass), 762 nucleotides long. Its product is annotated as ethylene-responsive transcription factor ERF110-like. Bases 1 to 762 code for a protein of 253 amino acids. NCBI's taxonomy places the organism in Eukaryota, Viridiplantae, Streptophyta, Magnoliopsida, Poales, Poaceae. The transcript has 2 exons. Gene Ontology annotation, biological process: ethylene-activated signaling pathway; regulation of DNA-templated transcription. The record is from RefSeq and is a predicted model, not a curated record. Gene Ontology annotation, molecular function: DNA binding; DNA-binding transcription factor activity.